GAGCAGAUCUGGAGGCAGAGACACACAAAAAACGAGUGUGACGCACCCUGAGGAUGAAGUCACUCUUAGAAGAAAGAAAGAAAACGACCAGACGUUUAACCAUAACAGACGGAGGCUCAUCAGUGAAGCUGAAGGUCCUCCUCAUCUUCACCCUCUUCCUGAUCUCAGGACUGACCUUGGAAAACGGUGGACUGGAGUUUAUAUGAACAUCACUGAGACCAGAAUGAAGAUUCUCCUCAUCUUCACCCUCCACCUGAUCUCAGGUGGAGCAGCUGGUACUGAUGUCAUCGGCUUCCUGGGAGGAAGAGUUACAAUCAACUUCAAGCACAAUGUUUAUGACCCUGAAGUGAGACAGGUGUUUUUUUGCAAAGCUGCUAAGUGUGAAAUAAUAAUCUAUGAUCAGCGUAACAGAUGGAUUCUGAAAGACAGAUUUCAUCUCUAUGGUGACUUUCACCAAGCACUUACAGUGACCUUCAAACAGCUGAGCUCAGAAGAUGCUGGACCAUAUCAGUAUGGAGAGAAUAAACAGUUGAAGCAUCAGUUUAACCUCCAAGUGAUCCGUGAUCCGUGUUGUUUGGGACCAAACACCAUGACUGGUUAUGUGGGAGAGACCAUCACCAUCAGCUUUUCAUAUCCAGAGCAGUUUGAGAGUCACACCAAGCUCUUCUACAAACGUGAUGGUCUUCGUUUUAAUAUCAUGAUCGGCACCACAGAGACUCAGAGAGGCAGAUUCUACAUGUCUGAUAACAGAGAGUCUAAAGUUUUCAGUGUGAGGAUCAGUAACGUGACAGAAGAUGAUGGAGGAGUUUAUUACUGUGGAGUGUGGAAUGAAGGAGAGUCAGUCAGUUAUCAGUCCCUCUACACAGAGAUUCAGCUGCAGGUCACUGAGAAAAGCACAACAGAGACCUCAGGACCAGCCACACAUCAUUCUGAGAAAAGCACAACAGAGACCUCAGGACCAGCCACACAUCAUUCUGGUCAUUAUCUCAUCACCAUCCCUGUGUGUGUCUGUGUGGUUCUGCUGCUGAUUGGAGGAUCAGCACUGAUCUUCUACAAACACAGAUCUGUUUCUACAAACACUCAGAUAAGAACACCUAACAGAGCUGAUGCUGAUUAUGAAAAUGAUCCAUCUCGAAACCAGAAUAACAUCAGCAUGGGUCCAAUCUACCAGAGCCUGGACCCCAAAAUCAGCCAAUCAGAUUCAGUCUACCAGAGUCUAAACCCCAACAUCAGCCAAUCAGAAUCAGCCUACCAGAGUCUAAACACCUACACCAACCAAUCAGAUUCAGCCUACCAGAGUCUAAACCCCAACACCAACCAAUCAGAUUCAGCCUACCAGAGUCUAAACCCCAACACCAACCAAGCAGAUUCAGCCUACCAGAGUCUAAACCCCAACACCAACCAAGCAGAUUCAGCCUACCAGAACCUAAACAUCAAAACCAAAUAAAUAAACUUAUUAAGUCUAGAGCAGGGGAUGUCCAGUGUCACGAUUGGCUCCUCCCACUCCAUGUGCCUUUUUGUUUUGGUUUAAGUCCUGCCCCCUGUUUGGCUACUCCGCCCCUGAUUGUGUUUGUAACCCAGUUGACAAAUGCAUAAU
Pygocentrus nattereri (red-bellied piranha) is the source of this 1597-nucleotide messenger RNA. RefSeq names its product CMRF35-like molecule 8. The record is from RefSeq and is a predicted model, not a curated record. The transcript has 9 exons. Bases 203 to 1447 code for a protein of 414 amino acids. Lineage: Eukaryota; Metazoa; Chordata; Actinopteri; Characiformes; Serrasalmidae.